Rhinichthys klamathensis goyatoka is the source of this 1063-nucleotide messenger RNA. Its product is annotated as carcinoembryonic antigen-related cell adhesion molecule 1-like. The coding region runs from base 174 to 1043 and encodes 289 amino acids. The record is from RefSeq and is a predicted model, not a curated record. Lineage: Eukaryota; Metazoa; Chordata; Actinopteri; Cypriniformes; Leuciscidae. The transcript is spliced from 4 exons.
GAGACACACCCAUCUGCUCAAAUUGUGAUUUCACUAGUAGGCUACGUUACACCAUAAAUAGUCUCUGGUUACACUCUACUUCUAUUAUGGAGGCUCCCAUGUUAAUUCCACUGCGUCGCCUUUAAUGCAGAAGAACAGAAUGAUUUUACGAUCAGAAUCAAAACCUGCUGCAAAUGAAUCUUCUCUUUAAUUCGCUCUCGGUGAUCUUGAUUUUCCUCAACAAUGGUGUUUUCGGUGUUGGAUCAGAUGAAGUGUCAGUGAUGGAGGGAGAUUCAGUCACUCUAAACACUGGUGUUAAAACAAACCAACAAGAAGAUAUUAAAUGGUAUUUUAAAGACACUCGCAUCGCUCAAAUCAAUGGAGAUCUCAAUAAGACUUGUACAGAUGUUCAGUGUAAUGAAGGGACUGAGAGAUUCAGAGGCAGACUGAAGCUGGAUCAUCAGACUGGAUCUCUGACCAUUAGAAAUAUCAACACAAUAGACUUUGGACUUUAUGAACUGAAGAUCAUCAGCAGGAGCAGCAUCAGUGGGAAAAUCUUCAAUGUUUCUGUUCAUGGUGUUUCUGCUGCUAAACAAGAUGAAGUGAAGAGAAAGUCAGUGAAGGAGGGAGAAUCUGUUACUUUAGAUCCUGUUGUAAUAAGAAAACCAAGUGAUGUGAUGAUGUGGUAUUUUAAUGACAUUCUCAUCGCUGAAAUCACUGGAGAUCUGAGUAAGAUCUGUACAGAUGUUCAGUGUAAAGAGAGAUUCAGAGACAGACUGAAGCUGGAUCAUCAGACUGGAUCUCUGAACAUCACAAACACCAGAAACACAGACUCUGGAGAAUAUAAACUACAGAUGAUCUUCAACAACAGCAGCUUCAGCAUCACUAGAGUGAAGAGAUUCAAUCUUACUGUCAUUAAUUCAGGUCUGUCUUCAGGAGCUGUAGCAGGAAUAGUUGUUGCUGUUGUUCUGCUGGUUUCUGCAGUUAUAACUGCUGCUGUGAUUUACUAUCGCCACAAGAUCUAUACACCAGUACAGCAGAAUGUAAGUAUUACAAAUAGCUGAUUUAACAAGAAAUAGGAAUU